Molecule: messenger RNA, 4583 nt
Organism: Stegodyphus dumicola
Lineage: Eukaryota; Metazoa; Arthropoda; Arachnida; Araneae; Eresidae
Biological process (GO): regulation of transcription by RNA polymerase II
Cellular component (GO): nucleus
Molecular function (GO): DNA-binding transcription activator activity, RNA polymerase II-specific; RNA polymerase II cis-regulatory region sequence-specific DNA binding
Source: RefSeq, a predicted model, not a curated record
GAUCGUACGAGUGCACAAGUUAUUGCGUCUUGAUUGUUCUUUUUGGUCAUCCGUUGUAGAUGAAUGUGAACCAGAUCGUACCUUCAGUAGACUCGUAUCUUCAGCAGCGAGUAGUUAUUCGAACUUAUUAUUUUGAAAUCGUAUCAUCAAUACAGACUUAUAUCUUCGGACUCUGUUGUCAAUAGAGGCGAGCAACAGUUAUUCGGAUCUGUACUUUCGUUAUACUACACUGGAUAUCCGGAGGAUGUUCAAGAAAAGGACAAAAAUCAGAAUCUGGUGAAGCGUUUUCCAUAACUGUGACCAUUUUUACCGCCAUUCGGCUUCAAAUUGCUUGCUGGGUUGAGAAACUUUCACAUCAAUAUCCAUGACUCUCUGUUCACGUAGUAAGCCAGCAUCUGAAAAGCAGACGAGAGACAGUCAACCGAUUCCAAGUCCAGAUCUUCAAGAAAAAAUGAAGUUCCAUUGUCCUGACAAAACUUUACGAAAGGAGUACAGGCUUGCAGAUGGGGCGAAAACAGCCGACAGUGUUAAGUGCCAGUUCUGUGGUAAGGUGUUUCCUGAUAAUAACUCCUUCACCAUCCAUGUCAAGAAACACAGCAGUCGUCAUAAAUGUAAGGAAUGUAACAAAACUUUGAGCUCUGCAAGUUCUUUGGAUCGUCACAUGUAUGUGCAUUCAGGCAAACGUCCAUUUAAAUGCAAACUAUGUCCAGUUUCUUUUACUACUAGUGGGAAUAUGCGUCGCCACAUGCGUAAUUCCCAUGGUGCACAAUGUACCCCCAAGAAUGACAGUUAUGGACCUGUGUCAGAGAAUGAUAAGCAAUCUAAAAAAUUUUCGCCAGUUAAAAGAAAGCAGUCAGAUUUAGAGACUUAUCUUAUUCCAGAGAACAGUGAAAAUGAUGUUGAAAGAACUGCCAAAAGAUUUGCUUUUAAAAAGAGAACAGGAGAAGCAAGUGAAGUAUUCACAUGUCCUGUUUGUUUCGAAAUGUGCAUGUCUCUAGAAUUGUUUCAGCUGCACAUGGAAAUCCAUCCCGAUGACGCUAUAACGUGUCCUUCUUGUAAAGUUGUAUCAACUAAUUAUAAAUCUUACGAAAUUCAUUCUUGUACUCAUUGCGAGUCACAAAGUGAAGAGGAAUCUCCUCCAGCUGGCUUUCAAGGCAUGUCAAAAGAUUAUGAGUUUUCUUCCAAGAAUUUUCCAUUGCUAGCAAGGAAUGCUUGUGAAGAGCAUCCGAGGUGUCCUAACAACACCUCAAUAACUUUUAAAUGUUUUUGUGGUUUAGCAUUUCCUUGCAAGCGGUCGCUUGGUCUACAUGAAGCUGGGCAUAAAGCAGACACAUUCUGCUAUAUAUGUCGUUGUGAUUUUGCCUCUCUUAAAGAGCUUAAGGAUCAUCAGUGGUUGAAGCACAAUUGUAUGGAUGACUACAAGAAUCUGAAACCAUCAUCCAGCUUAAAAGUUGAAAAAGAUACUUUUAUGGCAACAUUAGGCUUGCUGGCUCAUGUUUCAGUAAAAUCAUCUUCUGAAGGUGUGCCACAACCUGAAGAAUCUUGCUCACUAUUUUCUGAUGAUUCUGAAAAUGUUGAGGGAGAACUAACUGUUGCUGAAACUAGUAAUGAUCUAGCUGAUAUUCCAUCCAUUAUCUCUCUUACUUCAUCUGUUCCCUGCAUGACAACUUCGCAGACUUCUUCCUCAGAACAUUCAGUUGAGCUGACAGUCGACUUGCCUGCUGUUGAAAGUAGUGCAUCUAAUAACAGUACUGACACAUCUACAAGUGUAAAUAAGGUGGUUUCUGUCCAGGAAAGCUUAGAGGGUAUGAAAAUUAAUUUUGAGAGUAAGGAGCAGUUAGAGCCUGAACUUAAGUUCAGCUGUAAGCAGUGCCAGUUUAAUUUUCCUACUUCACGAGAGCUGAAGCAACAUGCCAAAUCUCAUUCACAGUCCGGUCAGCCGUAUCAAUGUUCAUUCUGCUCUUACCAGAGUUCUGAUAGGAGCACUCUUACAAGACAUAUGUUGACUCACAAUGGAGAGCGUCCAUUCAAAUGCAGUCUGUGCGAUUUCGCUUUCACCACAAAAGCCAACAGCAUUAGGCAUGUUAAAAAGAAGCACGAACUGUCAGAAAGCCAAGCAGCUGAUGCUGUAAUUUAUAAUCCGAAUAUGUCAGAAUCUGGAGCUUCAGUUAAUGCUACAAAUGACAGUAGUAGCACAGAAACUGUUUGUAAAUACUGCAACACGGAUUUCAAGAAUAAUAGAGUUUUGCGUCACCAUUUAAGGUCGGUCAGUAACAGUUGUCUCUAUAAGCCAUUUCUUUGCCAAAUAUGCAGCUUAGGAUUUUCAACAAAAAAUAAUUGUACAAGGCAUAUCUCUAAGCAACAUCCUGAAUGCAUAAUGGUAAAGGAACGAAUUGUUGUUAAUAUGUCAUCACAUCCAGUACAAUAUGAAACAGGAGAAGUGAAUAACAGUGAAGAAUAUAUGGAAAAGCCGUUUGCUGAAGAAUUGCAGAACGUUGGAACUGAUAGUUCCAAUAGUGGUGAAGUUUCACACUUUGAAGAGGUUGAUGUUCAAAACUCUUCUACUGAAGAUGAUAGAGUAUAUGCUGCUCAAUGUUUGGUGAAAUUAUCCCAGAGUGUAGUGCAUCAAGAAUUACCAUUGGAUCUUUCACUUCGAGCUAUGGAUUUGAGUUCGAAGAGUUCAAUCCCAAGUAGAUUUUCAAUAGAAGAAAGUUAUUUAAGUUCCACAAGCAAACCAUUGAGUUCAGUGCCUUCUAUUGCUGAAAAAUUAUUGUCUAAUAUCCAACCUGCUCAUAGUUCACCGUUUCAGUACAUGAGUGAAGUCAGUGCUACAAGUAAUUCAAACAUUUUAUCACCGUUUGGAAUUAAUGAUAGUCAAUCUGAUAUUCACCCUGUGCAUUGUGCAGUUAAUGACACACGGCCUGAUAUUCAACCUGCACAUAGUUCGCCUGUAGUAACGAGAUUUUCUGAGUUUACACGUUUUGAUCAACUCAUUGUUUCCCCAAUUAAAACACUACAAAAUGAAAGUCAAAUUCCUGUCUCUGAGUCCGCACCAGCCAGCUCCCCACUGAUGUGUUUAACCCAAAAUUUGUCUACUCUUCCGUGUCCAACAGUGGUUGAUAACAGCUGUGCUUUUUUACCACAUAAAAAUAUUAGUAUUAGUCUUCCCAUAGAAAGCAAUAAUCAAGGUUAUGAAAAUGUAGAAUAUUCCAUUAAAGAUAACAUAAAACUUUCGCGAAAUCCAAAGACUAAAUGUGUUAAAUGUGAUUAUUGCGAUGCUUCUUUUACUCUAAAAUCAAACAAAGAAAGACACAUCAAAAACAAACACCGAGAAUAUGCCAGGCCAGCCAGAAGUAGAAAUUACAUUCCAUCUCUCUCAAAUGACUCUGUAAAGUCAAAUUCAUCAUCAAUGGUAUCAGAUGAAACAAGGGAUGCUUUGCGUGGUGUCCUGAAUACUAAAGCUAACGGCAGCGGUAGCAAUAAUGUAUUGAAUCUCGCUUUAAGAAAAGCAGAAUGCAUCAUGAAUGGAAAUCCGGGCAAAUCCAAAGAUUACGAAAUGAGAAACAUGUAUGGUGUAGAUGUUGAAAAUGGUUCAGAGAAUGUUGACCUUGCUAGCGUUUCAUCUGUAAUAAGCACAGCCAAUUCUAAAAAAGUUCAGCAAUAUUUAAAAGAAGCAGAAAACUGUGAUUUGAUCAAUCGCACUUCAGAUACUUCAAUGUUAUCCAAAAGAAAGUAUGACUAUGACGAAAAAAUCUAUUUUUCUUCGCUUGAUGAAAAUGGGAAAAGGGAAAGUUCUUACAGCAGACAUAAGAAAAGCAUUCAGUGCAAUUUUUGUAAUAAGACUUUUCCGUGGGAAAGUUCUUUCCAGCGUCAUCUAUUGACACACACUGGUGAUAAGCCAUAUAGCUGUAAAAACUGUGACCAAGAGUUCACCACGAAAUCGAACUGCAAUCGACAUGUUUACAGAUCGCAUAUGAUGAGUGAAAUGAUUGCUGAAGCUUAAGUUUAAAAAGCAUAUUGUAUUGGCAUUUUUCCAUGUAAAUAUUUUAAUGAACUAGAUGGCAUCAUGAUUAUCAUGAUUAUGAAGAAGACAAAUAUGCCGAUUGUGCCAGAAGGUUUCUCUUAAAUAAAGUUGCAUGAUGCAUCUGACAAAACGCAGUUUAGGACUCUAAGAAUUUGUGAACAGCAACAUUUCAAAAUCAGCAUUAGAACAUUCAAUGAAUAGGAACAUUACGGUUUCAUUUUCUGUGGUACAGUAAAUAUCUAAUUAGCGAGGACUUAUUUAUCACCUGUGUUGACUGUUUUAUUGUUACUGGUGAACUAGACUGUGUAAUAUAUAAUGUACCUAGUACUGUCUUCACACAUCGAUAGCAUAUUUUUUGUUGUUGGAAGUACAUUAGUCUUCAAAUAACAGGAAAUAUAAAGUUCAUUAAUAUCAGAUUUGUGGUACUUUUGUAUAGUGUGUUUUUCAUCAAUUCUUUUGAAUCUAAUAUUUAUUAGUGUUAUUAACCCCUUAACUCAGCCGAUGCGUUAACUGCCCCAGAUGCGCAGCCGAUGCGUUAACUUUGCGAAUAAUUUUAGGU